CAACAUGGAUGGAGGAGAAGGUAGUGCUGAGCUAGUGAUCAACAAGAGGUUCGUGUCGGAGGCGGAGCUCGAAGAGCGACGCAAGCGGAGACAGGAGGAAUGGGAGAAGGUUCGGAAACCCGAAGACCCAGAAGAAUGUCCCGAGGAAGUGUAUGACCCCCGAUCGCUCUAUGAAAGACUCCAAGAGCAGAAAGACAAGAAGCAGCAGGAAUUUGAAGAACAGUUCAAGUUUAAAAACAUGGUCAGAGGCCUAGACGAAGACGAGACCAAGUUCCUCGAUGAGGUUUCACGGCAGCAAACGCUGAUAGAAAAGCAGCGUCGAGAGGAAGACCUAAAAGAGCUCAGCGAGUACAGAAGUACUUUGGCCAAAGUGGGGGUCAGUGCUGACCUGAAGAAGGAGGCGGAGAAGAAGCUGUCAGUGAAAUCCGUAGAAGGCAAGAGCAAGUUCUCUCAGGCAAAGCUAUUGGCAGGAGCUGUGAAACAUAGAAGUUCCGAUGGUGCCAACAGUGUGAAGAGACUGAAGCUUGACCCAGAUCCUGACCAUGACAAGGCUCCAGAAGCUCCGUCUUGCAUUCCUCUGGGCAGCAGCAGCUCCAUGAGUGUCUCCGCCCUCCACUGCCCCUCGGCGGCCGUCUGCAUUGGGAUCCUGCCCGGCCUGGGAGCCUACUCUGGAAGCAGUGACUCCGAGUCCAGCUCAGACAGCGAAGGCACCAUCAACUCCACUGGCAAGAUCGUCUCCUCUGUCUUUCGCGGCAGCAAUUUCUUCGACAACCCGCUGUAGGAUUCAUCUCAAUCCCUUAGGUGCUUGGGUGGGACUUGUUAAAACAAAUGCUUUCUUUGUCAUCCAGUCAUCUUCCAAGCAUACUACUUUUCUCCUGUCUGUUCUUCCUCCCAAUACCAAAAUAAUGUACUGAAGCUGU
Messenger RNA from Sceloporus undulatus (fence lizard), 920 nucleotides. It is a transcript of the gene PSME3IP1, whose product is annotated as proteasome activator subunit 3 interacting protein 1. Gene Ontology annotation, cellular component: nucleus. The record is from RefSeq and is a predicted model, not a curated record. NCBI's taxonomy places the organism in Eukaryota, Metazoa, Chordata, Lepidosauria, Squamata, Phrynosomatidae. Bases 5 to 781 code for a protein of 258 amino acids. The transcript is spliced from 6 exons.